UGGACUUUGGCCAUUUGCAGACUUUGCUCUGGCUGGGCCAGCUGGGCUCUGGGUCAGCAUGGCUGGCUGCAUCUUGCUUCUCCGGGGCUUCAUCCUUACUCUCGUCCUGCACCAGGCGGAGCUUUCAGUGUUUCUUCCAGCCUCAAGGGCAAACAACGUUCUGGUGAGAUGGAGGCGGGCCAGUUCUUACUUCCUGGAGGAAAUCUUUCAGGGGAACUUGGAGAAGGAAUGUUAUGAGGAAAUCUGCAGCUACGAAGAAGCAAGAGAAGUGUUUGAAAAUGAUGUCAGCACGAAUGAGUUCUGGAGACAGUACAGUGGUGGCUCGCCAUGUGUCUCCCAGCCCUGCCUCAACAACGGGACAUGCGAGGACCACAUCAGAAGUUACAGCUGCACGUGCACCCCCGGCUAUGAGGGCAAGACUUGUGCAGUGGCUAAAAAUGAGUGUCACCUAGAGAGGACGGAUGGAUGCCAGCAUUUCUGCCACCCAGGCCAGUCAUCCUACGUGUGCAGUUGUGCAAAAGGCUACAAGCUGGCCAAAGACCACAAAUCGUGCAGUCCAAGUGACAAAUGCGCAUGUGGGGCCCUGACUUCCGAACACAUCAGGAUGACAAAAAGCUGCCAGAGUCUGCCCAGCUUCCCGUGGCAGGUCAGAUUAACAAAUUCUGAAGGAGAGGACUUCUGUGCUGGCGUGUUACUACAGGAAGACUUUGUGUUAACAACAGCGAAGUGUUCAUUACUGUACAGCAACAUUAGUGUAAAAGCAAAUGCUGACCUGAGGAUCGGGAUCAAGAACACUCACGUGCACAUGCGAUAUGACGAGGAGUCAGGGGAGAACGACGUCUCACUCCUGGAGCUGGAGAAGCCCUUGCAGUGUCCCAGCUCAGGGAUUCCUGCCUGUAUCCCAGAGAGGGACUUCGCAGAACAUGUUCUCAUCCCUAGAACGGAGGGUCUCCUCAGCGGCUGGCUGCUUAAUGGCACAGACCUGGCUACCACACCGAUGAUGCUUUCAGUCAAACAAGUGGAUGGGGAGGAAUGUGGACAGAUCCUGAAUGUAACCGUCACCACGAGGACAAGCUGUGAGAAGGGCAGUGUAGUGAUGGGGUCUUGGGUGGAGGGAAGUGUGGUGACCCGCGAACACAAGGGCACCUGGUUCCUCACGGGGAUCCUAGGCUCGCCACCACCACCAGGGCAAUCACGUGUGCUCCUCCUCACCGCAGUCUCGAGAUACUCCAUGUGGUUUAACCAGAUCAUGAAGUAGCAGAAAUCCAACAACAUGGCUGCCAGAGGGUCAAAUCCUGUCACAGUUAGCACUGGAAGAUGACCACUUGUUCCUUGGAACUUUUCAUGUUUCUUUACUCUUGAGAAUUUCAUACACAGGUACAAUGAAAUGUGGACAUGCCCACGCCCCGUUUCCCUUCUCCAACUCCAUUUAUAUUGCCCUCAGUGUGUCCCUCACACUUGUCUUUUUUUUUUUUUCUGAGAAUCCACUCUAAGCUCAGUUAGCACUGCCUCUGUGUGUAUGGUGUGGGCCAUCCUCUGGCGCACCCUCAAAACCACACACUUUUCCUUCUCCAGCUGCGAUCAACUGCCAACAGCUCCCCAGUGAGGAGUGGGGCAGGGAGUACACCCCCAUCUAUGUCAGAAUCUCGUCUGGCUUGAUCUUGUGCAGUCUUGAGCAGGUCACUCCAGCUGCUGUGAGUGUCUGACCAGAAGGCACCAUUUCACGCCAUGUCUCAGCUGUAUGCACUUCUCCAUUCUCUUUGACAAGCUUUCCUAAGCCUGGGUGGAGGCGGAGGUGUGGGUGUGGGGUUGGGGCCUGUUGACUACGAUGUCCCACUUAGGACGGAGCCCUCGGCCCCUUACUCUCAACGCUUUGACUAACUAUGAAUCCUCGAAUUAACUGCGGCCCAUUGUGAGAAGAAGCUUCUCUGACCAAAGCUGCAAACAGUCCAGCUCUGUGGGUACGCGCAUAAAUAUUUAGAAGGCCAUUUUUGACAUAACCACUUAGCAAAGUAACACUAGCGGCUUCUAGGCCUAUGACCUCCCCAGUCACAAGCCUUUGGCCGAGAUUAUAAGCUCAGGCAUGGAAUCCCUGUAAAGCAGGCCUCAAAAUCAACCAGAAAGCAGUUAUUUACCCCAUAAUAGUUAGGCCACGAUUGCACCAGUGUGCGCAUCUUGCCUGGCAUGUCAGUAUUGUGGAUGAGGGUCCAGCACUGGGUAAGACCCUUGUUACCUUUGUUGUUCCUGCAGCUAGCCUGGAACUUCUGGCCCUAUGAAAGCUAGUCAGUAGGGAGUUUCCUUGGUACUUUUUUUAUCUAAACAGAGGCCUUAAGGAAAAAAAAUAGGAUUUGUGAAAUAAAAUCAAUAUCAGUUGUAAA
Molecule: messenger RNA, 2378 nt
Organism: Grammomys surdaster
Lineage: Eukaryota; Metazoa; Chordata; Mammalia; Rodentia; Muridae
Gene: Proz
Product: protein Z, vitamin K dependent plasma glycoprotein
Exons: 8
Coding region: 59-1258 (399 amino acids)
Biological process (GO): blood coagulation; proteolysis
Cellular component (GO): extracellular region
Molecular function (GO): calcium ion binding; serine-type endopeptidase activity
Source: RefSeq, a predicted model, not a curated record